UCGUCUGCGGAAUCAAAACAAUGGUCGACUGGCAGCGCGGCGUUGCACCUCCCGUGUUUUUAAAUGUGUAACAGCCGACGGGGACCGUCUCUGUGUCUCUGGGGUGGAACGAUGAUUCGCUGAGCGUGUCGUUGCAGAAGGAAACCUGCUCUUCGCUGCCAAAAUGAGCGAUGUGGUGGAGAAGACCCUGACCGCUCUGCCGAGCCUCCUGUCUCUGGACUCUCAGCCUGGAGCUGCAAAACUCUCCUCCACCUCUAAACUGGGGAACCUCAUCAGAGGAAUCACCGAGCUGACGUCCAAACACGAGGAAGAGAAACUUAUUCAGCGAGAACUUGCAUCCAUCAAAGAACAGGUGUCUUCCCCCAACACCUCCAUGAGGCAGAUGAAAGAGCUGAUGGUGAGAGCAAUCUACUGUGAAAGCCUGGGUUAUGAAGCUUCUUUCAGCUAUAUUCACGCCAUCAAACUGGCUCAACAAGGCGCUGGUCUGGAGAAAAGAGUCGGUUACCUGGCCGUGUCCUUGUUUCUGAAUGAAAAUCAUGAGCUGCUUCUUCUUCUUGUGAACACUGUUUUGAAGGAUCUUCAGAGCACAAACCUCAUAGAAGUGUGCAUGGCUCUAACUGUUGUGAGCCAAAUGUUCCCCAAAGAUAUGAUACCGGCAAUCCUUCCUCUGGUGGAGGAGAAACUUAAUCACCCAAAAGAAAUCAUUCGACGAAAAGCAGUCCUGGCACUGUACAAAUUCUACCUAAUAGCACCGAAUCAAGUUCAACACAUCCACAACAAGUUUCGCAAAGCUCUGUGUGACAAGGACCCUGGUGUGAUGACCGCUUCACUACACAUCUACUUACAGAUGAUCCAGGAGAAUCCAGAAGGUUACAAGGACUUAACAGCAAGUUUUGUCACCAUAUUGAAGCAGGUGGUGGGAGGAAAGCUGCCCAUAGAUUUUAACUAUCACAGUGUUCCUGCUCCAUGGCUUCAAAUCCAGCUUCUGAGAAUAUUGUCCUUUCUUGGUAAAAACGACCAGAGCGUGAGUGAGCUCAUGUACGAAGUCCUCGACGAGUCUUUACAAAGAGCAGAGAUGAAUCACAACAUUACCUAUGCAAUAUUAUACGAGUGUGUAAGAUGUAUAUACACAAUUCAUCCCAAAUCUGAACUUUUGGAAAAGGCUGCACAGUGCAUUGGCAACUUUGUUCUGUCACCAAAGAUAAAUCUCAAAUAUCUUGGCUUGAAGGCCCUCACCUACGUGGUGCAGCAGGAUCCUAAACUGGCCCUGCAGCACCAGAUGACCAUCAUUGAGUGUCUUGAUCACCCUGACCUCAUCAUCAAGCGUGAGACACUGGAGUUGCUCUUUCGUAUCACCAACGCCCAGAAUGUCAUGGUCAUUGUGGAGAAGAUGCUGGAGUUUCUGCGCGUCAGUACAGACGACUACACUACUAUUGACCUGGUGGGGAAGGUGGCCGAACUGGCGGAAAAAUAUGCACCAGACAAUGAGUGGUUCAUUGAGACCAUGAACACAGUGUUUUCAGUUGGCGGAGACAUGAUGCAGCCUGACAUCCCAAACAGUUUCCUUAAACUGCUGUCUGAGGGAUUUGACUGUGUGGAGGACGACAGGAAGUUGCGACUGUUUGCUGUGGAUUCGUACAUCUCUCUGCUGCAUGGAGAGCCAGGCAAGCUGCCACAGCGCUUUCUCCAAGUCAUCAGCUGGGUCCUCGGUGAAUACUCUCAUCUGAGGGAGGAACUUGAACCAGCCUCAGUCCUGAGACUGCUGGAAAAGCUGUUGGACAUGAAGCAAACCAGCAGCGAAACCAAGAACUGGGUCCUCAUGGCAAUGACCAAGCUCUGUGUAGGCGGGGCAAGUGUUUCUGUAGCUCAGCAGGUUUCUGAAACGUACAUCAGCUCAAUGGACACAGUGCUGAGACAGAGAGCUCAGGAGCUGCAGCACUUUGGCCAGGACUCUGAAGUACGAACUCGGGUGCUACCUCGAGACACUGACCUGGAGCCUCUGGAGGUGGAUUCCUCUCUGUCAUUCCUGGAUGGGUUUGUGUCGGAGGCGUUGGCUGCUGGCGCUGCUCCAUACAAGCCUCCCCACCAACGGCAGGAGGAACUAGCUCAGGCGAAAGCAUUGAGCCUGGAGCCAUACGGCCUGUCCCUGCCCAUCAGCAUGUCCUCCUGCAGCAUCGCCGACAGACAGUCUCCCACGCCGCUGUCCAUGAGCUCUGGUCUGUCGGGCGACAGCACCGACCUCUCGCACAAAGCAGGCUCUACAACUCUGAAGUUGGACGGAGUGAAGCGGGUGUGGGGGAGGGAGGGCUACCUGGUACAGAGGGAAUCUGUGGAGGAAACUGCCCAGGUGGAGGUACCCAGCCCCCUGCGGUCACCCAGCCAGCAGGCGGAGGCUAACGGCUCACACAGUCAGACUCCAACUCAGACACCAACCCCCGAACCCGAACAAGAAAAACAGCAGCUGGCUGCUUCUCUGUUUUUCGGCCUCAGCUCCCAAAGCUCUGUGUGUCUGAUGGGAAAAUCUGGGCCGACAUCCCAUCGAUUCCGAAGAAAAGCCAAAGGUCAGGGCUCCAUCUCGGGUGCCACUGAGCAGACGUCCAGCUCCCUCGUCUCUUCUCCCAGCACUGUGGAUAACUUGCUGUGUGACAACCUUCUGGACUCCAACAUCCCCUCAGAACUGUCCGUGUCCUCGUCCAAACAGACAUCUGAGCUCUGUCAUGGCCUCACAACUGCUAACGGCGCCUGUGAUAUAGAAACUAAGUUAAAUGACAGUGACAUAAAGGGAAGUGACCCCUCCCUCAGUGAGGAUAGUGGUUUAGUAGCUGCUGAUUCUGAAGAUAUGAAUCCACAUGAAGACCCAGAAAGACCUAAAGACUUGUGUCUCAGUUCUCAUCUGCCCGCAGAGCUGUCUGGACUGUGCCACUCGGAAAUCUCUCCUCUGUGCUCCAUCCAAAGUCUGGAUCUCUCAGCCUGUCAUGUGCAGAAAGACGAUUCCUUAGUGUUAGUCAUUUUCAUUCAAAACUCCUCCGACUCUGCCAUUCGACAGAUACCACUAGAUCUUGACUCUGAUGAACUAGAGGUGUCCCGUGUGUCUGACAGUCCAGUGGAGGAUGUGAGGAGCCACGAUGUAGCAGUUUACCAGUAUUCUCUGACUGUGAAGAGGCCCUCGGUUCAUGUUGAAGUAGUCGGGACCGUGUCGUGCCCUGUCGGGACGCCUCAGACAGUGCGGUUCUCAUACAAACUCCCGCUGACCACAUUCAUCAGACCCUUGACGUUGUCCACAGAGGAGUACGGGACAAUGUGGCUGGCCUUCUCUCACGACACAAAGCAGAAUCUGACUCUGAUCAGUGACGAUCCAGAGCCUCUCACUGCCACUCUGAGUGUCCUGAAGAGGAAACUUCAGCUUCACGUGGUGGAAAUCAUAGGGAUGGAAGGUAUUUUAGCUUGCCGGCUCCUCCGGGAUCGUCCGUGUCUGAUGCACUGCCGUGUGCAUGCGGGUGCGCUGGCUGUGUGGCUGCGCUCUCCGGUCCCCGACCUGCCCGACUGCCUGAUCUACCACUGUCAGAGAGCUCUGCAGGAGGACUGAGCCACUGACGCCACCUAGCAAACCGGACUCCCAGAACCUCAACUACCGAAGAGGGAGGUACACAGAGCUGUAGUGCAGAACAGAAAGGGAGACGGCUGAUGUCGUACGUCACAGUGUUUACCAUUUGUUGAUCUGCUCAACUAUAACUGUUUUAAUUGUCCGUGGAUCAUUUGAUUUUUAAGAGUUGAAUUGGUAGAACAGGAUCACAGCUGUUUGACAGUCAUGGCUGGUAAUGGCCUCGGGGCUCAACAGGUCUGUUGAAACUUGUGUGGGUGUUUUGUGUAUCCGAACCAUACAAAGGUCUUAGAAUAAUGACAGGCAUCCAAAAUGACUUGAUACCUUUAAUGGUCAAAACAUUGUUUAUGAGUGAAAUGAAUACUGAGUAUGACAUUCUUGCUAUAAGGGAAAAAUCAUGAAGUUAUACUGUAUCUGUGCCUUGGGUCUACAGUAAGAGAGAUACCAUGACAGAUAUUAUAUCUAAAUAAGACAAAGACAUAAAGGCUGAACAUUCAUUUAGUACUGUAUCAUUGAGCAUCUUACUGCUGUCAUCGACUAACCGUCUUUUGGUGCUCAUCAACACUGAUUCAAUCAAUACCGGGUAAAGAUGGAAAGAUUAACACCGUUCUUAAAGUUGCAUUUACUGAUGUUAUUUAUUAAGUGUUUUGGAAGAAGCACAGGGAAGAUACUUAUAUCUUUUUAGGAGUACCAAAGUAAUUGUUCAGAAUUUCUUGUAAGGACAAAACAGUAAUCGGAUAAUUUAAAAUACCCUACAGGUCAGUCAAGAAAAUGAAUAUUUACAGUGUUUGUUUUCGAGGAGAACCCGUUUCUGCACCUGAAGUUUCCAAACAGCAAACAGAGGUUUAUGUCCGUGUUUGUCUUAAAGGUGACAUGAUGUAGAUAUUAACCAACUGUAGCAGUUACACUUGAGUCUUACAUCUAUAAUGCAUAUUUUGUCUUAAAUAUAUCACUGAUGAGCUCACUCUGCCAUGUCCAUAUUGUCCAUCUGUCACAGUGGUGAUGUUUUGUUGACGCUGCCUUCUGAUGUGAAACUCAUGUUUCUGGUUUGUCAGUGUUCGUGAGUAGCGGAUUUUAGUGUUUGUUUGUUUUUUUGAUGAUUAUAUUUUUCUAUCAAUGCAGUAUUGAAAACAUAUUUAUUGGAUUUAUAUUCCUACAGAAAAUAUUUUAUAUUAAUUUCACUUAAACAACAACAACAGAAAAUCCUUGUGCUAGAUAUACUGUUUUGAUCGCGCUGUGCCGGAUUGUUUUUGUUUUUAGUUUGAAUGAAAUGUCUCAACUUGUUUUAUUUAAAUUUGCCUGAAGGGAAAUCUUCCCGUCACCUUGUUGUCCCUUUUUUUUCUUCUAAAACACAACGUGACUCUUACCGUGUCUCUCCACUCCACUCAAACCCAGCGCCUUAUGUCCUAAUGCCAUGGUGGUUGAUUUGUGCCUGUGGUACAGAGAGAAGUCAUUGUUUCUUAGAGUGCCUGUCAUACAUACUAACGUCUGAAUAAAUUCAACACGUGUAAAUGAACUUGA
Messenger RNA from Scophthalmus maximus (turbot), 5122 nucleotides. It is a transcript of the gene ap4e1, whose product is annotated as adaptor related protein complex 4 subunit epsilon 1. Gene Ontology annotation, cellular component: AP-4 adaptor complex; membrane coat. The coding region runs from base 164 to 3586 and encodes 1140 amino acids. Gene Ontology annotation, biological process: receptor-mediated endocytosis; intracellular protein transport. Lineage: Eukaryota; Metazoa; Chordata; Actinopteri; Pleuronectiformes; Scophthalmidae. The transcript is spliced from 21 exons. Gene Ontology annotation, molecular function: cargo adaptor activity. The record is from RefSeq and is a predicted model, not a curated record.